AAAACCGGUAAGUACCUGUCUGAGGAGGCCUCUAUCGGUAACUCAUAGUUUUCCUUCUAUGACAUCUGAUCCUGGUUCUAUUGUGAUCCCAUUUGGGAACAGUGAGGGGUCUUAGGACACACAUGAACUCCUGUGCGGGGCACUAAGGAGAAGUCACACUGCCCUCCUGGCUCUUGACCCCCUGUGUCCUGUUUUGUUUUGUCUUUUCUGUCUCUUUGUCCUGAGUCUUCGGUGGUUUGGACUUGGGGUGACUGGACAACAGAAUGGGUAAUAAGAGUAGUAAAGCAGAUACUCCCUUAAAAUGUGUACUGAAAAAUUUUCACCUACUUUACCGCAGGAAAUUUAGGAAAUUUAAGUCUUUUGGCUACUCCAUUACCAAGAAACGUCUCCAGAUCCUCUGUGAACAGGAAUGGCCCACAUUUGGGGUCGAAUGGCCCUCUGAGGGCACCUUCGAUCCCAAGGUGGCAUGGGCCAUAGUAGAUGUUGUCUACAGCCUACCUGGUCACCUGAACCAAAUUCCAUACAUUGUGCCUUGGGCAAAAGCAACAUCUAAUCCACCACCGUGGAUGAAGACUUUUAUGGUCAUAUAUGGUCAUCUUCAUUCCCCAUUAUCUCAACUUCCUCAGCCUGUGCCUCAACGCCAACCCCUGACUCAGGCCCCACCACAACCACAACCCCUGAAAAAGCCUGCCCCUCAACCCCAGCCCCUGAAAAAGCCUGCCCCUAAACCCCAGCCCCCGACUCUAGCUCCUCCUCAACCCCAACCUCUUCCCCAGCCCUCUGAUGCCUGUGUGCCCUUCACCCACACUAAUCUUUAUAACGAGAAUACCCAGAACCCUCCUCUCAGGACAAACCCGAGCUGCAUAACCUAUGUGCCUUUAACCACCACUGAUCUUCUUAACUGGAAGGUGCAGCACCCUCCUUUCAGCACAAUGCCUCUGCAGAGACUAGACUGGAAAUAUAGGACAGAAGAGAGUAGAAUGCCACUCAGUGAUUACCACCACGCUUUGAUUGAGGGAUUAAAACGGGCAGCCCGGAAGCCCACUAACUAUUCCAAGGUGUCCAAUACGAGACAAAGUCGAAACGAAUCACCUACAGCAUUUCUUGAGCGCCUCCUGGAGGCAUACCGAGAAUAUACAGACAUAGAUCCAGAGGUCUCGACAAACUUCCCCCUCAUUAACCUGACCUUCGUAACUCAGUCUGCCCCAGACAUACGUAGGAAAAUAGAAAGAAUAGAUGGAUUUAUAUACAAGAGUAGGUCAGAAUUAUUGGCAAUCGCCCAGGAAGUGUUUUACAAUAGAGAGAGUGAAGAAGAGCUGCUGGUGAAGAAAAUGGCUCGGAUUGUGAUCACUGCCCAAGAAUCUGGUGCCUUCAAUCUUGACCAAACAACAUACAACAAAAACAGGAAACCCCUUCGAAGAGACCAAUGUGCUUACUGCAAGAAGUUGGGGCACUGGAAGCAUGAAUGCCCCAAACAGAAAUGGGUAGGUCCUCCCUGGCCAAGGCCAUGUUUGGCUUGAGGAGAAUUGUGGAGCCAUAGCUCUUUCAAGUAAGGCCCCCAAGAGUCUAUGGUAAUCUUUUUAAUUAGUGCUAACCUGUAAACUUCCUAGUCAACAUGGGGGCUUCACAUUUGGUAUUACCAAAACCCCUGGGGCCUCUCACCAAACAAUGGAAAUGCAGGGGCCAACAGGUGAAGUCAGAAAAUAUACUACAAAAUGGACUGUUAAUCUGGGAAAGGGGACAGUGAUUCUUUCCUUCAUCAUUGUCUCUGAAUGUUCCCAUUCUUUUUUGCUGGGAAGAGACCUCCUAAGUAAGCUCCAGGCAACUAUCUCAUUCUCAGGAGAUAUGACUAAGCUACAACUAGGGUGCCUAGCCAC
Cricetulus griseus (Chinese hamster) is the source of this 1877-nucleotide messenger RNA. NCBI's taxonomy places the organism in Eukaryota, Metazoa, Chordata, Mammalia, Rodentia, Cricetidae. The record is from RefSeq and is a predicted model, not a curated record.